This is a messenger RNA of Endocarpon pusillum Z07020, 738 nucleotides long. RefSeq lists its product as uncharacterized. The transcript is spliced from 3 exons. NCBI's taxonomy places the organism in Eukaryota, Fungi, Ascomycota, Eurotiomycetes, Verrucariales, Verrucariaceae. The record is from RefSeq and is a predicted model, not a curated record. Bases 1 to 738 code for a protein of 245 amino acids.
AUGACAGCAGCCGAGAGUACCAGCGAGCGCCGAUAUCAUCACACCUCCUCUGCUUACGUGCUUCCAAAUGAUGCUAUCGAACAGAAUCGACUUGACGCCCAGGCGGUUGCCAUUGUCGAAAUGACUGGUGGAGUUCCCUGCCUGGCGCCUAUCCGGUCCAUGACGAAUGUGACAAAGGCCGUCGAUGUUGGCUGCGGUACUGGCGUUGCAACACUCCAGAUCGCUGGCAUCUUCCCUUCUGCUAAGGUCUACGGACUCGACAUUUCACUCAUUCCAGAGGCAGUGCGGAAGGUUGCACCGGCGAAUAUUGUCUGGGCUGUGGGAAACGUCUUAGAUGUCGACCAUGACAAGCCUGGUGAUGAUGUCAUGAGUCGUGAGAUUUUCACUUCUGGUGGGCUUGAUUAUAUUUUCGGUCGGGCCGAGCAAUCUGGUUUGUCAACACGCGCGGGCACUGAUGCUGCACCAAUCAUGAAAGAUGCUGGGUUGGAGAUCAUAAGCGUUCAAACAUUUGAGUUUCCAUUUGUGCCGUCGAGGAAGACGCCAAAUAGUCAGACUAUGAGCGAAUAUGUACAGGCUAAGCUAGUACCAAAUUACCUAGAGCUGCUCCGAAAGAUGCUGGGACCCCAGGGCAUCACCGGCGAUGAGCUGGAGAGAUUGACUAUGGGCAGUUUCCGUGACAUCACCUCUGAGGAGGGUUUGCACCAAAAAUAUACUGUUACGAUUGCAAGGAAGCCAUAG